AUGCCACCUCCACAGAAAAUCCCAAGCCUCAGACCUUUCACGCAGAGGAAGAGCUUAGCAACCAGACAGGAGGAAGUUGCUGGAACUCAAGCAAGGUUUCCAAACAAGAUCCCAGUGAUAGUGGAGCGCUACCCCAGAGAGAAGUUCCUGCCCCUGCUGAACAAAACCAAGUUCCUGGUCUCACAGGAGCUGACCAUGACCCAGUUCCUCAGCAUCAUCCGCAGCCACGUAGUCCCGAGGGCCACUGAAGCCUUCUGCUUGUUGGUGAACAAUAAGAACCUGCUCAACAUAAAUGUUACCAUGGCAGAGACCUACAAGGACUGGAAGGAUAAGGAUGGUUUCAUGUGCAUGACCUACGCCUCCCAGGAGACAUCAGAAGGAAUGCUCCUUUUAAUAAGAUUAGUUUAA
Messenger RNA from Microcebus murinus (gray mouse lemur), 408 nucleotides. The record is from RefSeq and is a predicted model, not a curated record. Lineage: Eukaryota; Metazoa; Chordata; Mammalia; Primates; Cheirogaleidae.